AUGGAAGGAAAGAAAAGACAGAGGUGUAUAUAUGUUACGGCUCGUCAGAAAAAGAAACUUAUUGAACUAAUGACAAAACAUCCUGAACUAAUUUCGUGUAAAGUGACGCAGGACUUUAACUAUGAAGAUUCACACAAAUUGUGGCAAAACAUUGCAAAUGAAUGCAAUGCCAUACCAGGCGCAAGGAAAACUUGGCGGCAAUGGAGAAAAACCUGGCAUGAUAUACGAUCAAAAACAAAGAAAAAACAAGCUGAAACUAAUGGAGAAUUGCCAAUAUCGACAGUUAUAUUAACUCCCACUGAGCAAGAAGCUUUAGAUAUCAAAAAUACAUCAUCUACAGAAGAUUACCAUGGGACUCCAGAAUUUGUGCCUAUGGGUGAUAGUCAACAUGACAUCUUUAAUGAUGAUAUAUCUGUUCCUUUUAUCAGUGAACCAGAGUCUCCUCCCGAAGCAAAAGUUUUUAAUACACUUGAACACAAGUCUUCUAAGUUAAAAUUAAGUAGCUCUAAACAUAAUUCAAAAAAUUCUGAGUCUUGUUAUUUUAAUUGUGAUAUAUUAGCAGUUCAGGAACAGAGAAAAAUACAGAUUAAGGAAGAAUACUUAAACUUUAAAAAAGAUUAUUUGAGACAAAAGCUGCAAUUGUUAAAAGAACAGACAGAGGCAUUAAAGAGUAUAGCCAAAGAGCUAUCAAAG
Molecule: messenger RNA, 693 nt
Organism: Brenthis ino (lesser marbled fritillary)
Lineage: Eukaryota; Metazoa; Arthropoda; Insecta; Lepidoptera; Nymphalidae
Source: the annotation of a GenBank genome assembly